Messenger RNA from Spinacia oleracea (spinach), 2307 nucleotides. RefSeq names its product protein FAR-RED ELONGATED HYPOCOTYL 3-like. Gene Ontology annotation, molecular function: zinc ion binding. Lineage: Eukaryota; Viridiplantae; Streptophyta; Magnoliopsida; Caryophyllales; Amaranthaceae. The record is from RefSeq and is a predicted model, not a curated record. The transcript has 5 exons. Bases 1 to 2307 code for a protein of 768 amino acids.
AUGGUUGAAUUUGUUGGGAAUGAUAAUGAGGAUGUAAUUGAGGAAGUACACAUUACGGACGAUGAAGAAGAAAAUGGAGCCGAUGAUGAUGUAGUGAGUCCUCCAUUUGUUGGGAUGGUAUUCCAGAGUUGGGAAGAAGUGGAUACGUACUACAAAAGGUAUGGGAGACAACAAGGAUUUGGCAUACUCCGUGCUGCAGGGUCGCGUCGGGUUGAGGGGAAAAGGGUUUACUCAACUAGGGAUGAGCUUGGCACCAAAAGGUCAAAGAAAUGUGAUUGCCCUGUUCUAAUGUAUUGCAACAGGACCAAGGAUGGGGAAUGGGUGGUUAAAAGGGCAGUUAAUGAGCAUAAGAACCAUUGUCCAACACCGAGGAAAUCUAGGUAUGUUCCUAGGUAUCGACAGGAAGACAUCACCUCUCUUGUAAAGAGGAAGUUGUUUAAUGACUACAACUCGGGUGCUAACGUUCCUCAGAUAUUUAACUGUCUAGCUAGCGAGAGGAAUGGAGUUGAGAACGUGACAUUCACCAAAAAAGAUCUUCAAAACAUCAUUGCUAGGGAUAAGGCAGAAAAGAUGAAGGAGGGAGAUUGGAAUGCAAUGUGGAAGUACUUUAAAGCGAUGUCUACUGACAAUGAAAAUUUCUUUCACAAGCAUAGGGUGGGUGAGGAUAACAUAUUAAAGGAUGUGAUGUGGGUAGAUGCUAGGAGUAGAGCUGCUUACGAAGAGUUUGGAGAUGUUGUAGUGUUUGACUCCACCUACUUAACAAACGAGUAUGACUUGCCAUUUUCUAACUUUGUUGGGGUUAAUCACCAUGGUCAAACCAUUCUGCUUGGGUGUGCAUUGUUAUCCCAUGAAGAUUCAGAGACCUUUGAAUGCCUUACCAAGAAUGAAUUUGAAGUGCAAUGGACUGAUGUAAUCAAGAAGUAUAAACUGGAGGGUGAGAUUUGGCUUGCAGGAUUAUACCAUGGAAGGGAAAUGUGGGUGCCUGCAUUUAUGAACGGGAUGUUUUGGGCUGGAAUGAAGAGCACUCAAAGAUCCGAAAGCAUAAACAGGUUCUUUGAUGGGUUCGUUGAUAAGCACACACGAUUGUUUGAGUUUGCUCCAUUUUAUAUUAAAGCAGUGGAAUCUAGAGCUAACGAUGAGCAACAGGCUGAUGCAGCUGACCAAAGGGCAGUUCGCCCGUUGGCCACCCAAUUUAGUGUUGAGAGAGCCUUUAGAAAGGUGUACACAGAUGCAAAAUUCCUCGAGGUUCAAGAGCAGUGCAAUCGUGUACUGUACCUUACUUCUCUUGAGACUACUAUGGUGUCAGCUGAAGUUGCACAUCAUAAGCUGGAGGACAGAGUGUGGGUGUUGUGUAAGGAAACCCGCAAGGAAUUUUCAACAAAGUACAGGCGGAAUUAUAUUGUGCAGUUCAAUUUGGAGACUAAAUUGGCGGAGUGCGAAUGCAAGCUGUUUGAAAGUGACGGUAUACUUUGCAGGCACAUUAUAAAAGUGUAUGACAUGCAUGACAUUCAAGAUGUCCCAGAUGUUUAUAUUCUUCGUAGAUGGAGGAAAGAUGUGUCAAGGAAGCACUCGCGCGUGAAGGUGGUGUACCAUGAUCCAAGUAAGACCGAAGAUGUCAUGAAGCAUGAUAAAUUAAUGCUAGCAUACGAGCCAAUCAGUUUGAAGGCGUCAACGAAUCCCGAGUGCAUUAAAAUUGUGAUGGAUACAUUGAAGGUGUUGGAGAAGCGGUUGGAUCAACAGUUGAUUGGUGUGGAAGAUAUGGAUGCUGAUGAGACACAGGAUGAUGUUGGUACUCCUGGUUUGUCUCAAACCAACAAGAAGAGGGCAACUACUCCAAAAUCUGUUACCAAUGGGUGCAGUCAAACCAAAAACAAGAGGACCACCAAAAGUACCCCUAAGUCUGUGAACAAACGAAACAAAUGUGCAACACCUCCUGAUAACGUCAAGGUGAAUGAUCCUGUGGCAAGAAAUAAACCACAUAGGACACUAAGUUGUAGGCACCGUUCUUGUGUUGAGCCAAAAAAGAAAACACCCAUAAGGAGAAGGAGAAGCAAAACAAAUGAUGUUGCUGGUUGCUCACAGGAACCUCCCACGCAGGGCGCUGAUGAUGUUGAGUUGACACACACUUCUGCUGGGGGUAUUGAGAUGUUAUCUCAAGAUGGGUCAGUUGGGUAUUUCACCAGCAUAGUUGGAGGAGAUGAUGGACUUGACAUUGUUGGUGAUGUUGGUGAUGUUGGUGAUGAUGGACUUGGACUUGAAAAUGUUGAUGAUCUUUUAUGCCGAAAUUCUCUUGGGUGGGAUAAGUGA